UGUUUGGUUGGUUUGUUUCUUAAUCUUUGUUACUUAUUGUAUAUAGGUCCAUGUUGAGCCCUGAAAUAAUUUGAAUGUGUGUGAUCUUUAGGGUUCAUUUAUUUGAUUCCAGUCUUUUGUUACCAUAAUUUGAGAUGAUUUUGAGUCUAAAUAUAUUUAGACUCAAUAUUUAGUUCCCAUCCAUGUUAAAUUUUAUAAGAUUUAGCUUGUCACAGCUGUGGAAAUAAAGUUCAAUUUCAAAUCUAUAUGUUCUUUACUGAUUGCUUUUGAAUAUUAUAAAUUUAGUAGUUAACUUACAUGAUUUUUUUUUGUUUUGUACUAGAGAUAUUUAAUAUUUUCAAUAUGUUUUACCCUAAGCAGACAACAGUGCUAUUCAUAUAGCUUAUGGUAUAUUACAGCCAUGUUCAUUGUGUACUGUUAAAUCACCAGUGCAUGUUCAUCCAAAUGUUGUUUGUGUUACUUUGCAUAGGCGAGUGGUACCAAGAUUAAUUUCUUACAUGACUCUUUCAGGAACUGGGAAUUUGCAAGACAAAUUUUUUUUUGCAGCGGGCAGCCAUGCAAAGUUAGUCUGGUAACAUGACGAUCUGGACAACAUGUUCAGUUGCUUUGGUUUAGUGUAGCUGUCCAGUGCUUUGACGUCAGGCUUCUUCAUCCAGAGAAAGAACAUGUCACAAAAGAGCUGGAUGAAGUGGGUUUUGUUGGUGGGCCUUCUGUGGAUUUUUCCUGCUUGUGUUAGCUGUGAGAAAUGCCAGAAAAAAGAAAAAAUCCAAAAGCGUGAAGAAAGACAGUGUUUGGUCAAAAAUGCUGACAGAUGUUUUCUUGUUGCUGAUAACUUCAAUGGCUUCAUCACAACAGAAACAUAUAUACAGACUAAAGCUUGCAUCAUGUUUCUGCAGAAAAAUGGAAACCAAAAGUUUCGGAAAUACGAGCCUGUAAUGGAUACAAAGGAUGGCUCUUAUCUUCUGUACAUUUCCAAAUGGCAUAUCGUCAAAAAACUUCAGAUGUAUUUCCUGAAUGGGACGCAGUGCAACAACACAGUAGCUAACCUCACAGGUUCAGAGUGUGUCUUCAAUCAGACUAGUGCAGACUCAGAUUUGUGCCAGGUUAGAUGUUUGCAUACAGAGACCAUAUGUAAGGACUCUGUCUAUGAUGAAAGCUUCUGCAGUAACGACAAUUCACAGGUUGAGGACAGGUACAUCAUCAAUAUGACAGCAACAAACAAACUCUGUAAAAACUGUAACAAUCCAGUGAAAAUUCCCAAGGUGGAAAUUCAACUGAAUACAACAGUUCCAAAUAAUGGGAAACCAAUCGACGCAGAUGAAGCUUCUAAAGUAAUGAGUUCAAUGGCUGAACUUGCCGCCUCCAUCAAUGAGUCUUCGGUUGCUUUGUCUGCGGGAGAAGGAGUGACUGGUAUCUUAGUGAAAGAAACACAGCCUGAGGAUGUACAAGAAGUCUCCUUUGCUUAUAUAUCUCCAAAUGACAGUAUAAGUAUUAUAGAGGACAGAGAUUCUCUGUCUCAGUUUUCCAGAUCUGUUACCGUGACUAAAGAAGCUUUUGAAAAAGCUGUCCAGUCGAACAUCAGCGUACCAUUUGCAGCCGUUUUCCGAUUCAUAAACAUGGCUCCGGAUGAGUUUAACAGCACUGUUUUAGGUAAUGAGGUUUUAGCAGUUGAAAUGGGAACCUCUAUCAGCAAUCUCACAGACACGAUAAACGUCAAUUUUUGGAACACAGAAUAUAAAGGAAUUCCAAGUUGUCAUUCAUGGAACGGUGAAGGUAGUCGACCAAACUGGACUGAGGAGGGAUGUUUGACAGUGAAAAAUGGAAGCAACAUUACGUGCCAGUGUUCACAUUUGACAUUCUUCGCUAUCUUAUUGACGCCCCUAAAUGAAACCAUUUCGAGUUCUGAUCUGAGCAAUCUCACCAUCAUCACCCAAGUUGGCUGUGGCUUGUCCAUCUUUUUCCUCAGCAUAGUCCUCUUCAUGCACUUCCUCAUAAGGAAGACCAAGGCCACUAAAUCCACGAGGAUCCUGAUCCACCUGGUGUCGGCCAUGUUGCUGCUUAACUUCACUUUCCUGAUCAACAACUUUGUGGCGAAACUGAAGAGCUCUGUGGGCUGUAAGAUCAUGGCGGCUCUCAUGCAUUACUUCAUGCUGGCCACUUUCACGUGGUUUGCCGCUCAGGCCUUCCACAUCUGCCUCCAGCUGUACACGGGCGGCCAAAUUGCAAUCCAUCGUUACAUACUCAAAGUCUCCAUCGUCAGCUGGUGUGAGUUCAUGUCAAUAUGUCAUUUUCUGAGAAGAGAAACACUCUCUGGCCUUGAUAAAUGCAAACGUUUCUCCUUGCUGUUUGGUCCAACCGUGAACAAGACACUUGCACUUAACUGGUUAUUGUUUCCCCCAUUUCCAGUAACACCCAGUCUAGUUGGGAUUGUCCUGCUCAUCAUAGGAAAAUAUGGUGAACAAAUCAUCUACACUGAUGACCCUGCAGACAACGUGGCCAUGUGCUGGAUAACAGACAAUGACGUCCACUAUAUCGUCAACAUCGGCUACUAUUCGUUGGUCUUCCUCUUCACCUUCACUAGCUUCAUCAUCACACUGUCCUGGCUCUUUUGCCUCAGGAAGGCCAAAGCUGCCACCCAACAAGUUAACAGAAAUGGCAAAAGUAUUGUAACUAUAAUGGGGCUGUGUUGCAUGCUGGGUAUCACGUGGGGCUUUGCCUUCUUCGCCUACGGUAUCUUCCUGAUCCCAUCCUACUACAUUUUCACAGUCCUCAAUUCAUUUCAAGGUUUCUUCCUGUUCAUCUACUACUACAAAAGCAGCCACUCGGGGGAGACAAACAGUGGCAAGGGUGGUGAUAGAAACUUGGCCAGCACCAGUAGUGUCAGCACCCUCAAAACUGGUCUAGAUCUCUUCGAGAACCCUUACUGUGAUCCACCAAACAAAAAAUAAAGCCCUGGAAAAUGAAUGAGGACUGAGGAGUGAUGAAGAACACACGGUUGACUUGAGGUGCAGACUAUAAGCAAGUACAAAGCAUAAACUGGAGAGUGUGAUGACGUAAAAAAUUGUAAUAUACUGCUGCAAUAACAGGCUUCUUACCUGACAUAUUUAUAGCUAAUUAUUACUAUAGGGAAAUUGCUUUAAUAUUACCUUAUUUAUCUUGGUACCAGAAUUUGAUUUAGAAUUUAUACAGUAAGUAUCAGAGAAGGCUGUAUGUUUCAUAUGCAGUUAAAUUUAUGACUUUCUUACCAUUCUUCCGAUGCAAGAAUCAAACAGAUCAAGGCAGAUUUUUCAAUGAUGAAACUGAUGAG
This is a messenger RNA of Lates calcarifer (barramundi perch), 3307 nucleotides long. RefSeq names its product adhesion G-protein coupled receptor G2. The transcript is spliced from 17 exons. Gene Ontology annotation, cellular component: membrane. Gene Ontology annotation, molecular function: G protein-coupled receptor activity. The record is from RefSeq and is a predicted model, not a curated record. Gene Ontology annotation, biological process: adenylate cyclase-activating G protein-coupled receptor signaling pathway; cell surface receptor signaling pathway. Lineage: Eukaryota; Metazoa; Chordata; Actinopteri; Centropomidae. The coding region runs from base 666 to 2948 and encodes 760 amino acids.